UGUGCAGCUAAAACCCUUGGCCAAACGCGAAGCUCAACGAUUGUUCCGAUCUCUGUUCGCCGUCGUCGACGAUCUGUUUCACCGGACUUCUCGCAUCUAUAUCUUCCAGAGAGAGUCAACGAAGUAAAGGAUGAGUGGUUUUAGAGCAUUCAAAGCUAAAGUGCCCAUUGAAUGGAGCCAGAACUUGUACAUAACCUUAGUGAGAGGUCUCCCUGGAACCAGGAAGCUUCACAGGCGUACACUCGAGGCUAUGGGGCUCCGGAGAUGCCACCGCACUGUUUUGCACUCCAACACUUCUUCCAUUAGAGGAAUGAUUCAACAGGUUAAGAGGAUGGUUGUUGUCGAAACAGAGGAGAUGUACAAAGCUCGCAAAGAAGCUGAAGCUAACCACAAAGCUCUCCGCCCGCCGCUUGUUGUCAGACAUUCAAUCCCUGCAGCAGGCUCAUCCAACAUGUCUUGAGUAUUUCAAGAAGAGGGUAAACCUCUUUUGCAUUUGUAAUCAACACAAUGAGAAGUGUUGGUAUCAGUGAAAUUGGUGCCUUGUUUCUGGUGAACACGGGAUCCUUAUGUUUGUUUGCUCUCAUUUUGUCAAAUCUCAAUACAAUGAUGAACUAGUUUUUGACAAA
Messenger RNA from Brassica oleracea var. oleracea, 626 nucleotides. RefSeq names its product 50S ribosomal protein L30. Gene Ontology annotation, cellular component: large ribosomal subunit; mitochondrion. Gene Ontology annotation, molecular function: structural constituent of ribosome. Lineage: Eukaryota; Viridiplantae; Streptophyta; Magnoliopsida; Brassicales; Brassicaceae. The transcript has 3 exons. The record is from RefSeq and is a predicted model, not a curated record. Gene Ontology annotation, biological process: translation. Bases 131 to 460 code for a protein of 109 amino acids.